Messenger RNA from Necator americanus (New World hookworm), 282 nucleotides. RefSeq lists its product as uncharacterized. The coding region runs from base 1 to 282 and encodes 93 amino acids. Lineage: Eukaryota; Metazoa; Nematoda; Chromadorea; Rhabditida; Ancylostomatidae. The transcript has a single exon. The record is from RefSeq and is a predicted model, not a curated record.
AUGUCUGAAGUGCCUCAAGGAGAACUGCAGAGAGGGCAUAAAAUGCCCAAGGAGAAGCGCGUCAUGCUUCUACUGUCACGAAUGUUCCCAUCACGCAGCUGUAUGUCCCAUGCCGGAACAAACGAGAGAAGUCCCGGACCGGGUGGAAGGAUUGCACCAGAGCGUAGAGGAAGAAUGAACAAAAUCAGUCGACGCCGACGGAAACUGGAGCGAUUCGAAUCUCCACGAGAUAGAACUUCUCAUGACGUCCUUGAAGAUUUCAAAGGACGCAGCGUCCUUUAA